CAACUUGGACUGUUGGUGAAAUAUUAAACUCCACGGGAGUCACCAGGUCAGCUCCCCUCCCAUCGCCUCAUAUCCUCCAAACGCCCCCAGAUUUGGGGUUAGUUAAUUUAGGGUUUAUAGAUAGAUCUGAAAGAAAAGACCACCACUCUUUCUUUACGUUUUACAAUUCGAGAGUGUGUAUUGAGUUCAAGAUUUGGGGAUACUUACAGGGGUUUCUAUCGAUUUAGUAGUUCCGCUGAUUUGGCUAGGGUUUUUUAGUCUUGCUGUUUCAUCACUGAAAAUAGGAGAAUUGUAGAAGUAGGGUAUAAUUUAAGGCGAGGACUUAAGAGCGAGAGGCUGUCGCCAAUGCAAAAUUGUUCGUUUUUUCAAAGAAUUUUUCGGUGAUUUUUCAUAUACCGAAAAGUUUGAAUUCAAUGUCGUGGGCAGGACCUGAAGAUAUUUAUCUGUCAACUUCUCUUGCAAGCUAUCUCGACAAGAAGCUUCUUGUAUUGCUACGAGAUGGCAGGAAGCUAUUGGGGAUACUUCGGUCUUUUGAUCAAUUUGCAAAUGCUGUUCUUGAAGGUGCAUGUGAAAGAGUAAUUGUUGGUGAUCUUUAUUGUGACAUUCCAUUAGGUCUUUAUGUAAUUCGUGGUGAAAAUGUUGUCUUAAUUGGCGAACUGGAAUUGGAGAAGGAAGAACUUCCCCCUCAUAUGACUCGUGUUUCAGAAACUGAGAUAAAAAGGGCUCAGAAGGUGGAGAGGGAGGCUUCGGAUUUGAAGGGUACAAUGAGAAAAAGGAUGGAGUUUCUUGAUAUGGAUUAAGGAGGAGGAGGAGGGGUAUAAUGGUAAUUUGCUGUUUUUGUAACCAUGUCUUCCGCAAAUAUUAUCGCGGGUGGUGGAUGAUAUGCUCUGGUUUGAUUUGAUUUGAUCAUCUGUUUUUUUUUUUCUUGUCUCUAAUUAUAAAUUGCAUAGUUUUUUUGUAACAUUGUCAAGCCUUUGUUUUUAAUU
Messenger RNA from Lactuca virosa, 986 nucleotides. The record is from the annotation of a GenBank genome assembly. NCBI's taxonomy places the organism in Eukaryota, Viridiplantae, Streptophyta, Magnoliopsida, Asterales, Asteraceae.